Messenger RNA from Archocentrus centrarchus (flier cichlid), 1999 nucleotides. RefSeq names its product galectin-related protein-like. NCBI's taxonomy places the organism in Eukaryota, Metazoa, Chordata, Actinopteri, Cichliformes, Cichlidae. The record is from RefSeq and is a predicted model, not a curated record. Gene Ontology annotation, molecular function: carbohydrate binding. The transcript is spliced from 5 exons. Bases 306 to 848 code for a protein of 180 amino acids.
CUAGGAAAGCUGCAACCGCCAAGUUCCUGCACAGAGUAAGGAAAGUCCUAAGGAGCCAGCUGAAUGGGAAGAACAAGAUUUGGGCAAUCAGCACCUACGCCCUGCCAGUUGUCAGAUACCCUGCUGGGAUAAUAAGCUGACCAAAGGAGGAGACAGAAGCCACUGAGGUCAAGAUAUAGUAAGAAAGCUCCUCACCAUGCAUGAAGGGUUUCACCAUAAUUCCAGCACCCUGAGACUGUACGCUGAAGGAGGCUGAGGACCAGUGAGUGUCACAACCACUAUCCUGGAAGAAACAACAUAGAUCCAUGAAUACAUCAGGAAGAUGGCCACAAAAGAUCAUGUACUUAAAAUGGACUUUACCGCAGAGAGUCGGGACUGAUGAGAGAAAACCAGAAACCCAGUCUGCUGACAGAGACGCUCAGAGAAAACUGGCAGUUCCUUUCAGAGGUCACAUCCCAGGAGGAAUGCAGCCGGGGAAAAGGGUCACAGUGAUUGGUGUUGUGAAUCCUCAUCCUGACAGGUUCUACAUCGCCCUGACGUGUGGUUGCGGCACAUCCAGGGAGCCUCCACCUGACGUGGCUCUGGAGCUGUGUGUUCGAUUCAGGGACAGACAAGUCCUACGAAGAGCCUGCGUGUCUGGAUCCUGGGGAGACAUCGAUAGGACUGUUCCUUACUUCCCCUUCAUCAGAGUCCAGCCCUUCAAGAUUGAGAUUCGAUGUGAACAGAGCAGAUUUCGUGUGUUUGUGGACGGCCAGCAGCUGUUUUACUUUCACCACAGAGUGACAUCACUCACUGACAUCGACACCUUAUGGAUCAAAGGUAGCAUCACUAUCACCAAAGUGGCUUGAAGUGAAGGACAUAACACUCUGCUCAGAAGCACCGUUGGAGGUCAUGAAUUUCAGUUUUAUGGGGCCCAACCUGCCAGGAUUCCCCUUCAUUCACUCCAGGCAUUCUGGUACCAGACUGCUGUACAGACUCUGUGUUCAUGAUCCAAAGGUUAAAAAAAGGACAAAAACGAGAUUCACACAACUGAAUAUUAAUUUGUGAUUCAUAAUUUCAUUGUACAAACAAAUAUCAGCUGGUUUAAAUGAAUGUUUACUUUUGAGUAACUUCAACUUCUGCAUUAAUUUCCUGCAGAGCUGCAACACAACAUGACACGCUCCUGAGAGCACAACACGUGGGCAUUUUUAUUUCUGUGUAAUUAACACAUUUGUUAAUUACUUGUGAUUGUAAUUACUGUGUCAUUGAAAAUUUGUGAUGACCACCCAUAAUUAAUCCUGUCUACAGGAUUUUGUUUGCAUAUUUUUUCUAAGUAAAACAAUAAAGACCUCUUUGGGUUAGUAAAAUAAAUAAAUAAUGUUUUCUAGAUAUUGUGUCAGCUUUUAUAUGUUUCAGUUUCCCUAAUAAAUAAAUAAAAAUCUAAUCUUUGAAUGGCAAUUUUCAGAUAUCUUAAAGGCUGUAGUAAAAAUGUGUAAUAGUUUUGGAUAUUUUUACUUUGCACUUCUUUUUUUUUUUAUCUUAAAGUUGACUAUGAAAUUAACAGCUGCCUUUUAUUGUCAGCUUUAUUGUUAAAAAUAAUGGAAUCAACGCCAUUAUGUUUUUUUAGUAUUUUGUUAUGUGUUUUUGCUUUUAUUAACAGCAGGGUGAGUGAAUCACUAACCUGUAGUGCAGCAGUUUGACCAUAAGGUGGCAGCAGAGGCUAUUGGUACAAACGAGGCUUCAACAGCAGUUUUCUUUUUUCUUUUUUUGUGAGGGAAACGUGAAGUAUAAAUAAUAUUGGUGGUUUCAUAUGAUGAACAGAGAAUAAGUUACAAUGUGUUAAUAAAGCUAUACCUUUACAUUAAAGAGUGAAGAUAGUGAGAGUGAUAACUGCAUGAUGAAAUAAUAAUUUGAUUUAGAGUUUCUCUUUCAAAACAAUUAUGAUCUCUCAGGAGCGUGUCGGAUGACCACAGACGUUUGGCUGCAGGAUCGGACAGCAAACAUCAGACUUAAAUGCCGG